AGCCGGUUGGGCUCAAGCCUUUCAUUUACAGUUGCGGCAGCAAGGCCGAGAGAGAUUCGCUCGGGAACGCCCGCUGGCAGAAGACAUGACUGCUUCUCUGUUCCCCGUCGCAUCGACGCGGACCUCACGGUCACCACCGUCGCCACGAAGCCGAUCGACGGGCAGAAGCCGGGGACGUCUGGCCUCAGGAAGAAGACCAAGGUCUUCAUGGGAGAGAACUAUUUGGCCAACUACGUACAGAGCGUCUUCAACACGCUGAAGGACAUGAAAGUUCCCGUCGAGGGCGGUACCCUUGUCGUCAGCGGCGACGGACGUUAUUGGAACAGUGAGGCGAUCCAGAUCAUCAUCAAGAUGGCCUUCGCGAACGGUGUGAGCACCGUAUGGUGCGGAACUGGCGGACUUCUGUCCACGCCGGCGACCUCUGCGGUCAUCAGGUGCCAUGGCAAGGGCUUCGUGCCCUUCGGUGGCUUCAUCUGCUCCGCUUCUCACAAUCCUGGCGGCAUCAACGACGACUUCGGCAUCAAGUACAACUGCGAGAACGGUGGCCCGUCACCAGAGAAGAUGACUGAUCUGAUGGUUGCCUGGACCGCCAAGCUCACCGAGUACAAGAUCUGCGACAAGCUGCCGGUGUUCGACCUGGCGUCCCCAGCCACGUACAAGGUCGGCGGCCACACAGUCGAGGUCUUCGACUGCGUGGACGACCACCUGGCUCUCUUGAAGAAGUGCUUCGACUUCGAGCAGAUCAAGGCCAUGAUCGCAAUGCCUGAGUUCAGCAUGGUUUACGACUGCAUGUCUGGCGUGCAGGGCCCGUACGCCAAGAAGAUCGUGGAGGGAGAGCUCGGUGCCAAGCCCGGUUCGGCCACCAACGCGGAGCCGAAGGAGGACUUCGGCGGCCCGGAGUCGGCGUGGCACGGCCACGCGGACCCGAACCUGACGUACGCAGUGGAGCUGGUGGCCACCAUGGGGCUCGACAAGGGUGGCAACAAGAUCAGCACGCCCUCCCCACCCCCGACAUUUGGCUGCGCGGCGGACGGCGACGCCGACCGCAACAUGAUCUUGGGCUCCCAGUUCUUCGUCUCGCCCUCGGACUCGCUGGCGAUGAUCGUGGCCAACUCUGACCUCAUCCCCCAGUUCAAGGCUGGCCUGAAGGGGUGCGCCCGAUCUAUGCCGACCUCCGGGGCCGUCGACCUCGUGGCGAAGAAGAAGGGCAUCGAUUGCUUCGAGGUGCCUACAGGCUGGAAGUUCUUCGGCAACCUCAUGGACAGCGGGACGCACUACUUCCCCGAUAAGAAGACCUACACCCCCUUCAUCUGCGGAGAGGAAUCCUUCGGCACGGGCGCUGACCACGUCCGGGAGAAGGACGGCAUGUGGGCCGUGCUGGCGUGGCUGCAGAUCCUUGCCGCCAAGACUCAGAAGGAGGGCAAGCUCGUCACCGUCCAGGACGUGGCCGAGGCACACUGGAAGGAGUUCGGGCGGAACUAUCCAGCUGCCUGCGGCAAGCAGCGGCGUGGACAAGGCCAAGGCCGAAGAGAUGAUGAAGAUCAUGGGCGACAAGGCUGGCACUCUGGUCGGCACGGAGAUCGGUGGCAUGAAGAUCGCCACGAACGAUGUAUUCGAGUAUCUUGACCCCGUCGACGGGAGCGUGUCAAAGAAUCAGGGGAUCAGGUUCAUCUUCGAGGAUGGCUCGCGCAUCAUCUUCCGGCUGUCGGGCACGGGCGUGGCAGGUGCCACCGUGCGCCUCUACCUGGAGAAGUACGAGGGUCCAGCUGGCGACCUUGGCAAGCACCAGUUCGACGUCGUGAAGCCGCUGGCCGAUAUCGCGCUGGAGCUCUCCAAGCUGCAGGAGUUCACGGGCCGCGAGAGUCCCACCGUGAUCACCUGAG
This is a messenger RNA of Prorocentrum cordatum, 1883 nucleotides long. The record is from the annotation of a GenBank genome assembly. Lineage: Eukaryota; Dinophyceae; Prorocentrales; Prorocentraceae.